CCCGGUUGCCGGGAUACCGAGACGCGCCGCUGGCGCUCGCGAGCUGCCGCGUCCCGGGCGUCGCUAGAGGGGCGGUUGGCCCUCAUUGUGCGAGGAGGCCGAGGAGGAGCGGCGCAGCACGCCUGAUUCUCGCCAGCCGGGUCCCGUCUGCGGAGAGCGAUGCCGCUCCCCGACACCAUGUUCUGCGCCCAGCAGAUCCACAUUCCUCCGGAGCUGCCGGACAUCCUGAAGCAGUUCACCAAGGCGGCCAUCCGCACCCAGCCCGCCGACGUGCUGCAGUGGUCCGCGGGAUAUUUUACAGCUUUGUCAAGAGGAGAUCCACUUCCUAUAAAGGACAGACUCGAAAUGCCCGUGGCAACCCAGAAAACAGACACAGGCCUGACUCCAGGACUCCUGAAAAUUUUGCACAAGCAGUGUAGCCACAAGCAGGUGGUGGAUUUAGCAGAUCUUGAGCAGAAGUGGAAAAAUUUGUGCCUACCAAUAGAAAAAUUCAGAGCUGUCUUGGAGCUGGAUCCUUGCAAAAAGCAAAUUGAGUGGAUCAAAUUCUUAGCACUUGGAUGUAGCACGCUUGGUGGGUCGCUGAACACCGCGAUGAAGCACCUGUGCGAGAUCCUCACUGAAGACCCAGACGGCGGCCCUGCUCGCAUCCCAUUUGAGACUUACGCCUACGUCUACCGCUACUUGGCCGGCUUGGACCCGGACAUCUCUGCUGGGGAGACAGAAUACUAUCUUACCAAUUUAAAGGAAAGCAUGGAGAAACUCACACGGUUUCCCUCCACUCUCACACCACAACAACGAUCGACACGGAAGACUUUUGUGACCAAAUGUGGGGGUUUCUCCCCACCGACAAGCGAGCAAUGGCUUCUGCAGCAGACACCAGCUGGGUGCCCUCUAAUUGAGUUCCAACACUAUCUACCUGGAGAUGGCAUCAGAUCCCACAGGGUGAGGUCAGUCCCCAAGACUGGCCCCUCUUUCCGAUGCCACUCGAGAGGCCCAGGUUGUUUCACUUGUGCUUCUGACUAGGAAUCGGGGUUCCCA
Molecule: messenger RNA, 1038 nt
Organism: Microcebus murinus (gray mouse lemur)
Lineage: Eukaryota; Metazoa; Chordata; Mammalia; Primates; Cheirogaleidae
Source: RefSeq, a predicted model, not a curated record